AUCUUAGAAAUAUCAUUACAAUUACCACUAAAUCUUGACCCAAAAGAAAAAAUGGUCACAAAAGUGCAAAAUACUCACCUACCCGUUAGAUGACCAGAUCUCAAUCACAAAAUAUAUUUAUAUCUUUUUCAUCAUAAAAUGGUCCAAUACAUUUCCUCGUUUUUUUUGUUUGUUUGACUUCAAAAACUCGUACCCUUUCUCUCUGCUUCGAUUCCCAAAGACAAUAUUUUGCAAAGGUAAUAGACAAAGAUCCUCCCGACACGACAUUUUCUACCACAUGAUUUUAUGAUUCCGUGAUAAACGAUUGUUGUCUAGUUUAAAGAAGUUGUAAUUACGAGGUUAUGAAUCCUAAUCCAGUGAUGAGUACUAAUGGGUGUGUGAAACCUGUUCCAACUGAAGAAGAACAAGCAAAGAUUGAGGAAGUGAGGAAGCUGCUAGGUACAUUACCGGAGAAACUUUCGAGUUUUUGUUCGGAUGAUGCGGUUUUGAGGUACUUAAGAGCAAGGAAUUGGCAUGUCAAGAAAGCUACUAAAAUGCUUAAAGAAACCUUGAAAUGGAGAGUUCAGUACAAACCUGAGGAGAUUUGUUGGGAGGAAGUAGCUGGUGAAGCUGAGACAGGGAAGAUAUAUAGAUCGACUUGUGUCGAUAAACUUGGAAGACCUGUUCUUAUCAUGAGACCGAGUGUUGAGAAUUCUAAGUCAGUGAAAGGCCAAAUUAGAUACCUUGUGUAUUGUAUGGAGAACGCAGUCCAAAAUUUGCCACCAGGGGAAGAACAGAUGGUGUGGAUGAUAGACUUCCACGGAUAUAGUCUGGCUAACGUAUCAUUAAGAACUACAAAAGAAACUGCUCAUGUGUUACAAGAACAUUACCCUGAGCGUUUAGCUUUCGCUGUUCUUUACAAUCCUCCCAAGUUCUUUGAACCCUUCUGGAAGGUGGCGAGGCCCUUCUUAGAACCGAAGACACGGAACAAAGUGAAGUUUGUUUACUCGGAUGACCCAAAUACUAAGCAGAUCAUGGAUGAUAACUUCGACAUGGACAAGAUGGAGUCAGCUUUUGGUGGAAACGAUGACUCGGGUUUCAACAUAAAUAUACAUUCAGAGAGGAUGAAAGAGGACGAUAAGAAAAGACUUGCUGCCUUGGAGGGUAUUGCUUCUGUUUCUCUAGACUCGCUCAGCAUCUUAUCAGUCUCUGAUGGUGUUGCCUCUAACAGUGGUCACCCUAGCUCUCAGGAUGUCUCUGAAGACGAGCAUCAACCUCAGACAAAGGGACCAAUCCCGUAAUUGAGUAUCCAAUGUUACAAUCCAAUGUUUGUAGCUGCAAGCAUUGUAUGUUUUUGUAUUUUGUUCUCCACCGCGAAGAGUUUCCAUAUGUAUAUUUUUUUUUCCUUAUAGUAAUAAAACCAUAACAGAGAUGUGCAAGCAAUAGAAUGCACGAAAACACAAGCUGCAAUUACAUUU
Molecule: messenger RNA, 1457 nt
Organism: Camelina sativa (false flax)
Lineage: Eukaryota; Viridiplantae; Streptophyta; Magnoliopsida; Brassicales; Brassicaceae
Molecular function (GO): phosphatidylinositol transfer activity
Source: RefSeq, a predicted model, not a curated record